Salmo salar (Atlantic salmon) is the source of this 2403-nucleotide messenger RNA. RefSeq names its product atypical chemokine receptor 5. Gene Ontology annotation, molecular function: G protein-coupled receptor activity. Gene Ontology annotation, cellular component: membrane. Gene Ontology annotation, biological process: G protein-coupled receptor signaling pathway. NCBI's taxonomy places the organism in Eukaryota, Metazoa, Chordata, Actinopteri, Salmoniformes, Salmonidae. The record is from RefSeq and is a predicted model, not a curated record.
ACAUACCCUCAAAUGAAAGCUGUCUGCUGUGUCACUGUCUCAAUGCUUUUGGAGCACACUGUAUAAUUGUUUUUUUAUGGAUGGUUUAUUAUGAGUUGACAUGAUCAUUAGAAAUUAUUCAGGGCCCACUCAAUGUCAGAUAGGGACUGUUAAUCCUGGGGUGAAAAAUAAACCGUGGACUCCAUAUGUUCCAUGCCUAAACUUGCAACUGUUGUAAAGUGUGUUGGAUCUGUUUUGGUUCCCUGACCUCCCUGAUUGAGGUGACAUUGACCUUCAGUGACCUCUGACCCUCACCCUUCUAUAAUAGAUUUUGGCUCUUGCUCACAACUCUCCUGGUAGUCUCAAGUCUUAAUAAUGAUUUCAUUUUAGCCCCUUUAGUUACAUCAUAAUAAUGAACUUAGGGUGGCUCAGUUAUGUGCAAUUCUUGUCUUUUCUUUUCUUUUUGGAGGCUUCUUUCCUUUGUCACGUUUUUAUCUCCCCCUCUAUGUUGGUCUGCUCAUCCUCUUGCCAGAAUGUCCCCCAAAACCCCUCCAUCCGCUCUCCUCCCACUCCAGCGAGGAUAUCCUGUCCUCCUCUAGCUGGGUGAUGUUGACUCAGGGCUGGGGAAGUGGUUGUGGGGAAGGACUUUAACUGUGAGGCUCAUGUCUGUACCAGCACAGUGGUCAUUGUGGAACACACAUAGCCAGUGCAGCCAGGACUUUGAUCUCGCUCAGCUGCAGUGGAUCCUACAGGUUCACUACUCUGCUCUCUCGCUCCUGAUCUUGUCCUCUCAUCACUGCUCAAGGUCAUGGACGAGCACCCCACCUCCGCCUCAAACGACAACAACUACACAGACUCUGCCUGGUUCAUCCAUGAGUGCCAUGUGGACCUGGACAACACCUCGAGGCGCGUGGCGCUCUUCCUGCUCUACCUGCUGUUCUUCAUGGCUGGCCUCACGCUCAACUCCCUGGUGGUGUGGGUCAACUGGCACCGGCGCAGCAGCCGCAAUGGCGUGCUCUUCUGCAUACUCAACGUGGGUGUGUCGGACCUACUGAUGACAGUGAUGGUGCCCUUCUUUAUGCUGGAGGCGAUGAUGGAGUACGUGUGGGUGUGGGGAUACCUCCUGUGCCGCUUCACCAACAUCGUCUACGACAUCAACUUCUACAGCAACUCCUUCUUCCUGGCCUACAUGACGGUGGAACGCUACCUGGCCGUGGUGCGCACCGGGCCCCGACCCUGGGGCCCCAAGCAGGCCAGGCUCAGAGGCCUUCUCUGUGGGUUCCUCUGGGUCCUGUCCGUGGUUCUGGGCCUGCUGGAGAACGCCCAUGUGACACUGCUGGAGUGGGACGAGCCAGGCUGCUACAGCUACCCAGAGCACAACUUUAUAGACUGGAACACCGCCCAGACCUUCCUCUACCUUAUCUUCCAGUUCCUGGGCCCGGCAUCCAUCAUUGUGACCUUUAACCUGCUGACCCUGCGGGCGGUGCGGGCCAGACCGGAGGGGGCGGGCCGGGGGAAAGAGCUGUGGCUGGUUCAUCUGUAUUCCCUGGUGUUUGUGCUGUGCUGGCUGCCCUUACACAUUGUCUUAAUGCUGCUGGUGGUGGAUGACCUGAACCCAAGGGUGCUGAGUUGCCAGACGGUGGAGAAGAUCUACUUCUCCCAUGUCGUGGUCAAGGCUCUCUCACUGUUCCACUGUGUGGCCAACCCUAUCCUCUACAACUUCCUCAGCAGAAGUUUCCGUGGAAACCUCAUCGCCGACCUGGCUCGCCACCUGCCCAGAGACGCUGUCGCCAGGGGAAGGGACGAGAAUCACGGCAACCGUGUGGGUAAUGGAAGGGCAGCGGCCAAUGAGAAGGCAAAGGAAUUGAGUAACGCCAGCACCAGCCAAUCGGAUGUGGAGUCUUAAAGAGAGGGACCAUUGUAGAGGGGGAACAAAAACUAAUGCGUUGGAAUGUCCCUUUGCCAUGCUUGAUGUCUCCCGCAAUAAUGGAUGUUUUAUUGUCACAUACACCAGAUAUGUGCAGUAAUAUAUAAGAAUAAUAUUAUAUGCCAUUUAGCAGAUGCUUUUAUUCAGUCAUACACGCAUACAUUUUACGUAUGGGUGGUCCCAGGAAUCAAACCCAAUACCCUUGUAUUACAAGUGCCAUACUCUACCAACAGACCUAAAAAGGACCACAGUGAUUUGUGUUGUUUUACAGGGUCAGCCAUAGUAGCACGACGCCCCUGGAGCAAAUUAGGGUUAAGUUCCUUGCUUAUGGGAGGGGUUGAGUGGAGCUGAAAGAUGGGACUAUAAAACAAACAAAAGAUAACUAUUGUAAAAUAUACUGCGUCUGUAGAAUAUAUAUAUGUAUAGUACAAUAUGUAUAAGUUGGAAGUAGAAGCCUAAAUGUUGUUGUCCAUUAGUUUACUCCAAUUAGGGGAGGU